GUUUUAUCGCGCGAGUUUAUUUUGUAUUCGUGUACCAAAAAAAAUAGCUAUCAAUACGUACGUGAAAAUCGAAAAAAAAUUCUCAACGCCUUUGAGAAACAAAUGCCAAGGGUGAAAGCGGUAAUGGUAAAACGGAGGGAAGAAAAUUGAAGUACAGAUGUUUCAGCGUGUAACUGUUUGCGCAUCAUGUUUGGUUGUGUCUCCCACUCCAAUGACCCAGGAACCGGUUUCGUUUUGAUUCUGGCAUCUGAUUCGACAACGUAGUUUUCUUUUCUGUUGCUCGCAAAAGACUGGCAUUUUCAUGGAUUUUAUUCAUCUUGUAAAUCAUUACGAACGUAGUUCUCGACGUGUCACGAAGUGUGAACUUUUUCGAUCAAGUUUUAACGUUCGUAACGAUAGAAUUGCGUUUUGAUUUUUCGCGAGUUUUUAGGGAAAAAUAAUGGUAAAACGCAUGCGCGAGUUGGAGUAUUUCGUAUUCGUAUAGUAAAAAUAAGUGGUUGAGAAACGUUGCAGUUUUUUUUUAUUCAGUCGUUUCGUCGUCGUGAAAAUAUCAACAUUGAUAAAACCGAUUGGAAAAUUUUUAUCUAUCGUUUUCGAUUACCCUACUGUUAAAAUAGAAAAUUUUCAUUCGCGAAGUGAAUAAUUAUUAACGACGACGAGUACGGUAAAGAUAAUUUCAAAAUGACGAAGUCGAAGUGAUGGAAAAGCAAGUGUUGGUUCGCGAAUCAGUUAUUAUGGUUUUUGUUGCACGAGUUUUUAUCGUUUCGAGAUCACGCGACGAGAUUCGUUUCGAAUUUUAAGCAAUUUGUUGAUAUAAUUUUAUUUCGUUGAGUUUUCGUUUGUAUACUCCUGUUCCUGUUAAUCGUUUCUGUUGUUAUUUGAAUUGUUUUGUUACCUUGAAAAGAUUUUACAAGCUUUAAAAUGGCCUCACCGACACCUUCGUUAGGCUCGACCGAUAGAACGCAUUCGCUGAAUUCGUUGAUAGAUCAAAACGAAUACCAUUCGCUGAGCUCGGCGCACUCGCCGCUGACGGCGUCGCCGACGUCGCUUAGCAGCGGAGGCAGCAACAGCGGCGCGACCAAUCCGAUGGACAGCUGCGGCAGUAGCGGCAACAACGGCAGCAGCAUAUUGGUCAACGGGCACAGCAAUAACUUAUCAUCGUCGCAGUGCGGCUUGUGCCACGGCACUUUCAUUAAUCCUAAAGUUCUUCCAUGCUUUCAUACGUUUUGCGAAUCGUGUCUGGAACGCAAUCAAGAGCAUCCGGGCAAAAUCACGUGUUCGCGAUGCCAGCAAGAAUGCAUCCUGUCGUCUCGAGGCAUCACCGGACUGCUGCCCGAUUUCACCGUCUGCAAGCAACAGCAGGAUACGCAGCCUCAACAACAACAACAGAUUACGCAGAAUAAUAACGUCGUCGUCGGCGGCAGCAACAACAACAACAACAACGGCGUCGUCGUUAACGGUUGUAAUAGCAGCGAAUUCAUCACGUCGACGCCUACGUUAACGUCGUCGUCGUCGCAUUGUACCAGUUGUAAAAAUCUCAGUGUUACGGCCAUCGUGCAUUGCGUCGACUGCAAUCACUACCUAUGUCAAGACUGUAUGAUGGCUCAUCAGUUGGUCAACUUCGACGGCCAUCGUAUCUAUAAUUUGAGCAGCCCGGACGGCGGCUUGGAUUUAAUCAAAGAUGACACGAGCAGCACGCAGCAGAAUUCGACGAUCGGCGGCGUCUGCGGUGGCAAAAAUGGGCUGAUAUCGAGCGGCGGAAACGGCGGCGGCGGCGGAGAUAAGGUUGUACCGUGUCCGCGUCAUAAGACUGACUACUUGAAAUACUUUUGUCUCACGUGUAACGUUCCUAUUUGUAAAGAAUGCACCGUGCUCGAUCAUCCGUCCGGAUUACACGAUUUCGAAUCGCUGAACGAAGCCGGCCUUAAACAGCUGGACUUGAUUAAUCAGUCUGUCAUCGAUAGCAAAGUAAAGGCGAACGAUAUACGCGGCAUAAUCAAAAACCUGGAUCACUCGUCGGGUAAACUGCAGGUACAAUUCCAUAAAGCGCAGAACGAGGUCAACGAUACCUUCCUGUUUUACAGAUCGAUGCUGGAGGAACGUAAGCAAGAGAUAUUGAAAGAGCUGGAGAGCGUGUUCUCGGCCAAACAGUUGUCCAUCAACGUGGUAGGGCAGAAAGCUCAAGAAACCGUCGACAAAAUAUAUCAAACGUGCGACUUCAUCGAUCGAUUAAUGAAGUACGCCAGUAUCACCGAAUGCCUUCUGUUCAAGAAGCUGCUCGACUCGAAGCUGCAAAGUCUAAUGAGCUACACGCCGGAGAUCAGUUUGCAGAACGCUAGCGAUUUAGAAUUCGUUUCGAACUAUCAAGCUAUUCAAGUAGGCGUGAGGAACACCUUCGGAUACGUUCGUAGUUCCGGCGAAGUGAACGUCGGUCCGGCUAAACAGCCGCCGAUCGCUAGACCGCAGAAUAUGACCAGUAAUUCCAACUCUUUCAUGAUGAACAGCAACGGUACGGUGAACGGAUACGCGACUCAUAAUGGUACCAAUGGCGGCGGCGUUGGUGUAUCUUCCGGCCAGCUAAAUGGUAACGGUGGCGGCGUGUCGAAUGGAAACGGCAGCGGCGGUGGAGGCGGUUCGUUGUUCAACGGUUUGAACGGGUUACUCGAUAGACCUUAUUUGAACGGAUUGGAUACGAGUUCGGCGGCAGGUAUGGCCAACAGUUACGAUCAUCUGAACGGCGGCGGUGGCGGCGGUAUGAACGCGAAUUCGGUACACCACAGCUCGAAACGUUCGUCGAAUAACUCGAUGCAGUCGGCCGGCAGUUUGGGACAUUUCAGCAGCAUCAUCGGCGACAUCACUUCGUCUCAGAAUGGCUGCGGCGCCGGAAACGGUAGCGUGGUGAACGGUUCAGCCGGACUGAAUCCGAUCGCGCCGUACGAGAAAUGGAGCCCGGGCGGCGGCGACAUCUUCCAGAACGGUAACGAUUUCUCGCUGAACAACGACUCGAUGCUGGAUCUAACCUCGAAACUACUCUCGACCUCGAUAUUCCCGCCGAAAUCGCAAAUCAAACGACAAAAGAUGAUAUACCAUUGCAAAUUCGGCGAAUUCGGCGCCCUCGAAGGCCAAUUCACCGAGCCGAGCGGCGUCGCUGUCAACGCGCAGAACGAUAUCAUCGUCGCCGACACCAACAACCAUCGUAUACAGAUCUUCGACAAAGAAGGCCGAUUCAAAUUCCAAUUCGGCGAAUGCGGCAAACGCGACGGUCAGCUUCUGUACCCGAAUCGUGUAGCCGUCGUCAAACAUACCGGAGAUAUCAUCGUAACCGAACGUUCGCCUACCCAUCAAAUCCAGAUCUACAACCAAUACGGUCAAUUCUUGCGCAAAUUCGGCGCCACCAUUCUGCAGCAUCCGCGCGGUAUCACCGUCGACAAUAAAGGACGUAUCGUGGUCGUCGAAUGCAAAGUGAUGCGCGUCAUCAUCUUCGACCAGAUGGGCACCGUGCUGCAGAAGUUCGGCUGCUCCAAGCAUCUCGAGUUCCCGAACGGCGUCGUCGUCAACGAUCACCAGGAGAUCUUCAUCUCGGAUAAUCGCGCCCAUUGCGUCAAGGUGUUCAACUACGAGGGCGUCUUUCUGCGUCAAAUCGGCAGCGAAGGUAUUACCAAUUAUCCGAUCGGUGUCGGAAUCAACGCCGCUGGCGAAAUCCUAAUCGCGGACAAUCACAAUAAUUUCAACUUGACCAUUUUCACCCAAGACGGACAACUCGUCUCGGCGCUCGAAUCAAAGGUGAAACAUGCUCAGUGCUUCGAUGUGGCGCUUAUGGACGACGGAUCCGUUGUCCUGGCCAGCAAAGAUUACCGGCUCUAUAUCUAUCGUUAUAUACAGAUACCGCCCAUCGGACUUUGAAAUCGAUCUCAGGUUAAGCUGCUUUUUUUCGCCCAUUCCUCCCUUAUUCAUUUUUUUUUCUUUUACAAAUUGUUCACAAUUCUCGUCGUGUUUUUUUUCUCUUGUUUUUCUUAUUAUUUUUUUACGUUUUUUUCUUCUAUUAUUUUUUUUUUUUUACGAAUUCGAGCGUUUUUUUUCCUCUAUCGCAUCUUUUUAUCAUCGGGGUUCGAAUUUUUUCAUUUUAUCCCCUUGACUUGAUUUUUUUCUGGUUGGCCAUAUACGAUUAAUUUUUUUUAAAUGUGUUUUACGAAUUGUACUAUUCAAAAUUCUACUUAGGAAAAAAAUUAAACGAGCGGUCUGUAUCGAUUUUUUCGUGUUUUUUUUUCUUUUUUUUCCUAUUAUUGCUGAUGCCCUCGUCGUGUUUGUUGUAUAAUCUUUCUAAUUUUUAUUCAAUUGAGAGGUGUACUGUAACGUCGUGUUUUUUUGUGUGUCGUGUCGUCGUUUUUUUUAAAUUUAUUUAAUUUUUUUUCAAUUUUUUUCUCUUUGAAUUUUUUUUAUCGAUUGAUUUAUUACUUUAAUUAUUAAUUAUUAUUAUUCUCUGAUGAUGAUGAUUUUUUUUUUAAAAAUUGUACGAUGAUGAGAUGAAUUUUGAAUUUUUUUUUCUUUCCUUUAAUUUUUUUUAUAUCUACGAUAAUUUGUUAUACACGUUCUAUUUUACGUAAUUAAUUUUUUUUCUCCUUUUUUUUCGAAAAAUUUUUAUUAUAUUUAAUUAUUAUCGCAUUAUUAUUACGGUUUAAUUAUUAUUAUCAUUAUUAUUACGUAAUAUUUCUUAUUUGUUUUCUGUUUGAAAAAAAAGUCGUGUGGUGAAACGAAACUCUUACUACUACUACGAGACCAGAUGGUUCUUUUUUUUAUCAUUUUACAUUACUAUUACUUUUUGAUACGAUGAUGAUGAUGAUUACUACGAUGAUGUUAAUCGAAGAGGUGAUGAAUUUAUUACUAUAUAUAUAAUAUGAUAAUUUAUUACAUUGUUAAAACGCACAUUUACAAAUUGGGCAAUCAAGUAUCCUCUGUUUUUCAUGUUUUUUUACGUGUUUUUUUUGGCUUAUUGUGUCUCUAAAUGUGAUUUAUAUUUUUUUUCGUUCGUUUAUAAUGAGUUUUUUCUUUCCCAUAAUUUUUUUUCAAUUUUUUUUCUUGUCUCUCCCUAGGUGUUUUUAUGAGUUGAGUAUAUUCCCAGUUUCGUUUUAUUUAUUUUUUUUCUUACUACAUCAAAGGAAUUUGAUUUAAAUGUUAUUUGUCUCGCGCGAAUUGAAUGUUUCUUUUUGAUGGAAAAAAAAUUGGUGGUUUUACAAAAGCGAAAGCAAAAAAGCAAAAAAAUCCCGUAAUAAAUUUGCUACUACUGUAGUUAGAAAUAUUUAUAGGAACGAUUUAUAUAUAUGUGUGUGUUUUUUUUCAAUUAUUAAUGUUUUUUUUUUGUACUUUUCUCUGUUAGUUUUGCUUGUUAUGAUGAUUUUUCUAUUUAUGCCGGCGGCGACUCUCGAUAUUAUUCCUUUUUUUUAAAUGUCUUUUUACUUGUUGAGCGAUUAUUUUCAAACGCAACCUAGUCAGUUAGUUUUUUUUACGAGUCGACCUGGAAGUUUUGCCGUAUUAAGAAAUGUAUCGAGCUGAAUUGCAUUAUGGAUCGGAUUUUUUUUUAAAAUUUUUUUUUCUAUUCUCCCUCUGUGUGUCAAGCCUGUGUUGUUGUUGGGAUGGUUUCGAACGUUUGCACUUCUUUUUUUUUUUCGUUUUGAAUUUUAGUUUAGAAGAUAUACAUAGAUAGAAGAUCGGAGUAAUUGAAUAAACGCACAAUUGAUCGAAAACCAUGUAGAGAUGAUCUUGAUCUUACGCGUGUAUUUCGUCGUUGGAUCUAUGUGAUUUUUUUUAAGAGGUCGUCGAGGUGUACUGUGAUUUGAGGUGGGGAUGGGGGAGGGCGAGGGGAAAGAGUAGAAGUGUACGACGAUCAGGGCGUUGAUUGCGAAUGGAGUUUUAAGACACGUAUGGGUUGGAAAUUUUUUAAAAAGUUGUGUACAUGUCGAUGAUUUUUGCAGAGAAACCGGUUUUCGAGGGUGAUUAUGAAGAAGGGGGGAUGGGGUGUCCUAUUUGAUGGCAUAAAUGAGUUGAGAGUCGAAUUAGUCGUGUUUUGGUAAGCUUCCGGAAAAGCUUAAAUGAUGAAAUUUGCAAAAUUAAAGGGACUAUGAGGCAUUCAAUUUUCAUUUUUUUUUUUUUAUUUUUUUAAAGAGGAAACUGAAAUUUUUUAAAUUUUACUCUUCUUGGUGAUGAUACUGGAAGAUCGAAUCUUCAUUGCCAAGAAGACUAAUGAGAUGAAAAAUUAUUCCCAUCGAUUAUCAAGCAGACUGGUGGAUUUUGAACUGCCCUCUGUAGGCAAUGGAUGGCAAUAAUUUGGAUAAUUUGGAUUUCUUGAAGUGAAUUAGGUUUCGAAAACCUCCCUCUGUAGGUAAUGAAUGGAAAUAUCAGUUGAAUUUUUCCAUCCAAUUAUCAAGCAGACUGGUGGUUUUCUGAACUUUUAUUAUUUUUUUCCAUUAUAUGGCUCAUUUGGUUUUUUUUUCAGCGAUGAAUUCAAAUUGAGGAAUUUAUUAUUUCGUAAUUCGCAAUUUACCUGCCUCUUGGUCCCUUCAGUUUUGUAAUUCGGCUCUAAAUAUCCCAUCAGUUGACGAAGAUGAAUCCAAUUGGCUCAUCUGAUUAUUCUGGGACGCGUUAUUUUUCCAUUUGGAAAUUUUAUAUUUUUUCUGAUAUCGGUCUCGAUGUUUUUUGCGCUGAAAAAAAUCGUCUCGAAAUAACUCGGAUUAUUUAUACGAACAUUCGAUCGUUACAGUUUGAUUUUUACGUUGUUAUUUUGUUCUGUUUAUAUUUCAAAAUUGCCAGAUUACUACGUUGUUCGUCGAACGAAUCGACGUGUUUUUUUCGUCGAAAAAAUAAAAGCACGUGGAACCUGUUGCAGAAUUUUUCGAAAAUAUCGUUACCUCUAUCGAAAUUACUACGAAGAAAACAUUACGAAAAAGAAACGUCAAGUUCACCGUCGUCGUCGUGAACGAAAAAAAAAAUAAAAAACAUCUUCGAAAUCGUCGCAUUAAAUUUUAUUCGAAAAAUUAAACUCGUGCUCGAGAAGUAAUCGUCGAAACGAACGAGAAAAAAAUUACCUUCGUUGGGAAAAAAUAAAUUCUACGGGAGGGGAAGGGGGAGGAAUUCGAAUGGAUGUUCUGGGAGUAAAAAAAAAAAAUCGACCUGUAGUCGAGAUGUAUAUGGAACAUGUAAACGACAUGAGGACUAAUUUUUCAACUCGUUAUUAAUUUUACUCCGUUGCGAUGGCAUUUUCACGCUUUUACGAGUUUUUACGACGAAUUAGACUGAAAAAAAAUAGAAAACAGAACUACCUAAAUGUAAAUGUGGUUAAUUUUUUCUAAAAGGAAAUGUCGAAAAAAAUUAUUUUGAAUGUGGGAGUAUUUUUCAACUUUUUUUUUAAUUUUUUUUUUUAUGGGAAGUGUUUACUUGAUCUUGAGACCAUCCGAAGAAAAAUUCAACCGAGAGAAAUAUAAACGAAGACUUGAUUUGAACGAUUUCCAAAUCAAAACAAUACAAAAAAUAAUUUCUAUUAGUAAUUUAUUUUCGAUUCUGUUAGUUUUUUUCAUAAUUUUGUAUUGUUUUGGGCUAUACAAAGGUGCUGGAUAUCCAAAAAAAAAAUAAUUUGAAGUCUCGAGAUCAACUGAAUACUUCGAUUGAUAUUUUUUAUUUCUUCUCGAACAACUCAUACGUGUCUUAAAUAAUGCUCUUGAAUUUUUAAUUCCAUUUGUAGGGGAGGGGGAAGGUGUGACGUUGAAUUAAUUCGAGUUCAGAAUUGCGAUGAGUAAUUUUUCAACGAUUCGACUGAAGUGGUAAUGGUGUUCCUUUUUUUAGUUUUUUUUUCUCUUCUUCCAGGUUUUAAAAUUACGAAUUUGUAAAUUAAAUGUUAAUUAAAAUAAGUAUCUAAAUAUUUCCUCGCUCCGUCGAUCACAUAGAUUGCAUAGUACGAAAUUAAGGCGAAAGAUGAAGGUGUAAAAUGCAAAAAAAAAAAUACGUUAUUCGCUUACUAUGUAGUUUUUUCCUUUUUAUAAAUUAUUAGUACUACGAAAGAAAAUAACCGAAGGAUUAGCUUACUUGGUAAUAUUUUUUUUUAUUUUGAUUUUAGAUAAAAAUACUUGCGAAGUUGAUGUUUUUAUUUUUUGAUUUCAUUUUGUAUUUUUUCGUUCGUUUUUUCUUGUUUAUUGAUUCGAUUAAUGAGAAGAAAUAAAUUUUUAAAAAGCUGAAACUUUUCGAGUGAAAAGAAUCGAGAAAAAUUAUACAAAAAAACAUUGAAAUUUAAUGUUUAACGUGUAUAAUCGAGUAGGAUAUCAGAUAAUAAUGCUAAUGUUAUUAUUUUUUUAUUAUGUUAUUAUGUUUUUAUUUUUUUUUCGAAUUUUUUCAUUUUAUUAUUUUUUGCAGUUAUUUUCGUUUUGCUUUUUAUACGAAGUUAUAAAUGCGAUAAUCUGUACUUUUUUUUUGUGUUUGUUGAAUUUUUUUCAUAUCUGUCCAAUUUUUCUUUUUCUCUCUUUCUCUCUCUCUCUUCAAAUCCACUGCCUUCGUUGUUGUAUUCCGUUUGAAUUUUUUAAUUUUUUUAUUUUCAUUGUUUUGUGUCUUUUUACGAAUAAAUUAGCAAAGAUGACUGAAUAUUUUAGCCUGGUUAGUGUAUAUUUUUCGAGAAUAAAUAGAGAGGCGUGUGUAAAGCAACGGCGACGGUUUUUCAAAGGGUUAGUUAAGGUUUCGAUUUAGUUAAAUUUUUUUUUUACGUGCUCGAGGUUUUUUUUUCUAUUAUUUACGGAUGGUUUAAAAUUGACGUGGAAAUUUUAAACGUUAAAAUGGACUACAGUGCCUUGAUUUAGAGCCUUUUGUUUGUAUGUGUGUUUUAUUUUUGUUUUAUUUACGAAGGGAAAAAAAACGAGUAGGUAAAUUUUUCUAGAGCGGAUAAAAAUAAUGAUUAGAUUAGGUUUUGUGUGUGAUAGAGAUGAAAAAAAUAAACGUGGCGAUUUCGGUUGUGUAAUUUUUAAAAUACGGUAUCGAUAUAUUGAGAAAAUAGUAUUAUAUUUUAUUGGAAAAUUUUGUCUAAGUGAAGGAUGUGCGAAGCAAGAGCCGAGAUGAUGGGACGGUUUUUUUUUAUUUAAACGCGUCGCGCGAAUGAGGCUGAUGAAAGUUGACUAUGAAAUGUACUGUUAAGCCAUUAAUUUUUUUUUAUUUUUUUGCUUCUUGGUAUUUAUCGAUUAUUAAUUUAUUUAAUUUAUUUUUCUUCUUUUUUUUUUAAAUUGCAUUUAUUUAUAUAAAGUAAAUAACACUAUUUAUUUGUUUUUAAAAUUUUUUUUGUUCUCUUUGCUGUUUUCCUCCUUAUACAUUAAUUUCUUACAAAUGACCAUUAUUUUGUAAGUUUUAUGACCUAUACUCGAAAAUUUUGUUUUGUUUUGUUUUUUUUUGCUGUUUGUUAUUGGAAAAAAAAACUUUUUUCACGAUUCAUAUUUUAUAUUUUUCGUACUAGUAUUAUUUUUUCGUUAUACGCUGCUAUUAUAAAUGUUUGGAUUUAUUGUUUUGUUGUAAAUUGUUUUCAGUUUAAUAUAUUUCAUUAUUGCAUUUUA
Planococcus citri (citrus mealybug) is the source of this 9575-nucleotide messenger RNA. Its product is annotated as brain tumor protein-like. NCBI's taxonomy places the organism in Eukaryota, Metazoa, Arthropoda, Insecta, Hemiptera, Pseudococcidae. The coding region runs from base 922 to 3903 and encodes 993 amino acids. Gene Ontology annotation, molecular function: zinc ion binding; protein binding; ubiquitin protein ligase activity. The record is from RefSeq and is a predicted model, not a curated record. The transcript is spliced from 2 exons.